Messenger RNA from Ochotona curzoniae (black-lipped pika), 1124 nucleotides. RefSeq names its product Ras converting CAAX endopeptidase 1 (gene RCE1). Gene Ontology annotation, biological process: CAAX-box protein processing. Gene Ontology annotation, molecular function: metalloendopeptidase activity. The record is from RefSeq and is a predicted model, not a curated record. The coding region runs from base 28 to 1023 and encodes 331 amino acids. The transcript has 8 exons. NCBI's taxonomy places the organism in Eukaryota, Metazoa, Chordata, Mammalia, Lagomorpha, Ochotonidae. Gene Ontology annotation, cellular component: endoplasmic reticulum membrane.
CUGGUGCGCGCCGCGAGUCCGGGCGCCAUGGCGGCGCUGGGCGGGGACGGGCUGCGCCUGCUGUCGGUGUCGCGGCCGGAGCGGCGGCUGGAGCGGCAGCCCGAGGCGGCGGCGCUGGCGGGCCCCGGGCUGUGCUGCUGGGUGUCGGUGUUCUCCUGCCUCAGCCUGGCCUGCUCCUACGUGGGCAGCCUGUAUGUCUGGAAGAGCGAACUGCCCAGGGACCACCCGGCCGUCAUCAAGCGGCGCUUCACCAGCGUCCUGGUGGUGUCCAGCCUGUCGCCUCUGUGCGUGCUGCUCUGGCGGGAGCUGACGGGCAUCCAGCCAGGCACACCCCUGCUCACCCUGAUGGGCGUCCGGCUGGAGGGCAUCUUUCCCGCAGCACUGCUGCCCCUGCUACUGACCAUGAUCCUGUUCUUGGGCCCGCUGAUGCAGCUGACGAUGGACUGCCCCUGUGACCUGGCAGCAGGGCUAAGGGUCGUCAUGGCUCCCCGCGCCUGGGCCCGCUGCCUCACAGACCUGCGCUGGCUGCGCAACCAGGUGAUUGCCCCACUGACGGAGGAGCUGGUCUUCCGGGCUUGCAUGCUGCCCAUGCUGGCGCCCUGCACGGGCCUGGGCCCCGCCGUGCUCACCUGCCCACUCUUCUUCGGGGUUGCCCACUUCCACCACAUCAUCGAGCAGCUGCGCUUCCGCCAGAGUAGCGUGGGGAGCAUCUUCCUGUCUGCAGCCUUCCAGUUCUCCUACACGGCCGUCUUCGGUGCCUACACCGCCUUCCUCUUCAUCCGCACAGGACACCUCAUCGGGCCUGUUCUCUGCCACUCCUUCUGCAACUACAUGGGCUUCCCGGCCGUAUGCGCAGCCCUGGAACACCCACAGAGGUGGCUGCUGCUGGCAGGCUAUGCCCUGGGUGUGGGGCUCUUCCUGCUCCUGCUACAGCCUCUCACGGACCCCAAGCUCUACGGCAGCCUGCCCCUGUGUGUGCUGCUGCAGCGGGCGGGGAGCACAGAGCUCCCCCUGUGCUCCUGACACCUCCUGCGUGCACCCACGGACUCGGGCUCCUCAGCCCCUCUGCAGCGCGGGUACUGCAGGGAGGGCCGGCUGGGCUCCCCAAGAUCUCAGGAAUUUUU